Molecule: messenger RNA, 5176 nt
Organism: Falco peregrinus (peregrine falcon)
Lineage: Eukaryota; Metazoa; Chordata; Aves; Falconiformes; Falconidae
Gene: MPP7
Product: MAGUK p55 scaffold protein 7
Exons: 19
Coding region: 356-2125 (589 amino acids)
Biological process (GO): protein localization to adherens junction
Cellular component (GO): plasma membrane; cell-cell junction
Molecular function (GO): protein binding
Source: RefSeq, a predicted model, not a curated record
GGGCCCUGGUGGGCGGGCCCAGGUGGGCGGGGCCCGGCGUGCCCGGCCCGGCCCAGCGCGGCGGUGGCGAUGGGGAGCCGGGGCGCGCGGCUCCGCGGGUAGAGGGAGGCUGGGGCGCGCCCGCCGCCACCCGGGAGGCCCGGUCGCAGGCCUCACAGAUUCUCAGCUCCAUAGUCUGGAAAAUGCAUAUCUUAAGUCCCUGUUGAAGUAAAAACGGUCAUCCAGGAGAAACUGGGGGAUAGCAUAAAUCUUCAAAGACAACUUGGCUGCAAGCAGUUAAACUGAAAUUAACUUCUGCCUUCUGGCUGCAGAGCCCUAGUCUGACGUUCCUGUGUGAUACUCUGCAGACUAAAUCAUGCCAGCGUUAUCAACUGGAUCUGGAAGUGACACAGGUCUGUACGAGCUGCUGGCUGCAUUGCCAGCCCAGCUGCAGCCACAUGUGGACAGCCAGGAAGACCUGACCUUCCUCUGGGAUAUGUUUGCUGAAAAAAGCCUUCAUUCACUGGUGAAGAUUCAUGAAAAACUGCAUUAUUAUGAGAAACAGAACCCGGUGCCCAUACUCCACGGUGCAGCAGCCUUGGCAGAUGAUCUAGCUGAGGAGCUGCAGAGCAAGCCACUGAGCAGUGAGAUCAGAGAACUGUUGAAACUCCUCUCAAAACCCAAUCUCAAGGCUUUGCUGUCUGUACAUGAUACUGUUGCUCAAAAGAACUAUGAUCCUGUCUUGCCCCCCAUGCCUGAUGAUAUUGAUGAGGAAGAAGAUUCAGUUAAAAUAAUCAGGCUUGUCAAAAACAGGGAACCAUUGGGAGCUACUAUUAAAAGGGAUGAACAUACUGGUGCAAUUGUGGUGGCCAGGAUAAUGCGUGGAGGAGCUGCAGACAGAAGUGGUCUUAUCCAUGUUGGUGAUGAACUGAGGGAAGUCAAUGGGAUUCCUGUAGAUGAUAAAAAACCUGAAGAAAUAAUACACAUUUUGGCUCAGUCUCAAGGAGCAAUUACAUUUAAAAUUAUACCUAGUGUGAAGGAAGAAAUGCCAGUGAAGGAAGGCAAGAUGUUUAUCAGAGCCCUAUUUGACUAUGAUCCUAAGGAGGAUAAAGCAAUUCCUUGUAAAGAAGCUGGACUUGCUUUCAGAAAAGGAGAUAUCCUUCAGAUCAUGAGCCAGGAUGAUGCAACCUGGUGGCAGGCCAAACAUGAAGGUGAUGCCAAUCCCAGAGCAGGCUUGAUCCCUUCAAAGCAUUUCCAGGAGAGGAGAUUUGCACUAAGAAGACCAGAAGUACAGAUUCAGCCACUGAAAAUUUCCAACAGAAAAUCAUAUGCUGAAUGUGCUGGCCACAACAGUGGAUCCUAUCUAGCUGGUUUUAGAAGAAGCUUUCGUCUUAGCAGAAAAGAUAAAAAAACAAACAAAUCUAUGUAUGAGUGCAAGAAGAGCGAUCAGUAUGAUACAGCAGAUAUCCCAACUUACGAAGAAGUUGCAAAAUAUAGACGACAACCUAAUGACAAAUACAGGCUUGUAGUUUUGGUUGGUCCUGUAGGGGUUGGACUGAAUGAACUUAAACGGAAACUGCUGAUCAGUGACACCCAGCAUUACGGGGUAACAGUGCCACACACUACCCGUCCAAGGAGAAGCCAAGAAAGUGAUGGUGUCGAAUAUAUUUUCAUUUCCAAGCACUUGUUCGAGACAGACGUACAGAAUAACAAGUUUAUCGAGUAUGGCGAGUACAAGAACAACUACUAUGGUACAAGUUUAGACUCGGUUCGAUCGGUUCUAGCUAAAAACAAAGUUUGUUUGUUGGAUGUGCAGCCUCAUACAGUGAAACACUUAAGGACAUACGAAUUUAAACCAUUUGUUAUAUUUAUAAAGCCUCCAUCACUUGACCGUUUGAGAGAGACCAGAAAAAAUGCCAAGAUUAUUUCAAGUAAAGAUGAUAAGGGAACUGCAAAACCCUUUACAGAAGAAGAUUUUCAAGAAAUGAUUAAAUCUGCCCAUGUGAUGGAGAGCCAGUAUGGCCACCUUUUCGAUAAGGUGAUAGUCAAUGAUGACCUUGCUACAGCUUACAGUGAGCUGAAGACAACUUUUGACAGGUUGGAGACAGAGACCUUCUGGGUUCCCGUCAGCUGGCUGCAUUCAUAAUAAUGUUUUAAACAGCCGAAACGUCUGCUGUUGUCUCAGCAUCUAAUAUGGGGCAUGGUUAGGUGUUACUUGAUGGUUGUUUUCUUGGUUAGAGGGCUUUCUAACUCCACCUGAGCAGUAGGUACACUCUUCAUGCACUUGGAACUGGUCUUGUUUUCCUGUGUCUUCAGUCCUCCUGCCCAUAGUUUUGGGGCAGAACAGUCGGAUUAAACUGAAGUCCUGCUGUGCUCCAUAAAGUGAGCAAAUACUAGUGUAACAAAACUGCCAAACACCUCAGUAUCAUCGUCUGUGUGUUUCCAAGGUAAGCUUUUUUAACGGAGAAUUCGCAGAAGAUACUAAUUGAUACUGGAGAUCAGCACUUUGAUGAUUUUAAGCAUAACUGCUCCCGAAAAAAGCAGCACAUUGGCACUUGGAAGUUAUUACCCCUUAAGUGCUUGAGAGAACUGAAACAGGCAAAAGUGACCAACAUUUUUAUGAGGAAGACAUCGUAGUUUUAAUUACAUAAAAAGAUAAAUGUUUUCACUUUUCUAGAUGUGAAACUUGUCUUGUGUGUACAGGGUGAUUUUAGUAUUCCUUUGCACUUACAUAGUCAUGGAAAGAAAGAUGUAUUCAGUGGUUUAAUUGUGAAAUAAUCUGCUGUGAGCAUGCAUGGAUUGAAAGUAUUUUCACACAUGCUUUGUGGCACAACAAAGAAAACUCAUAGGAGUAUUUGUUUAAACGGGGAAAAACACAAGUUACUAUGUAUGUAACUUCAAAGUCUUCGGGAUUGAUCUUCUGUAAAAUCAGUGGCAAAGUGAUAUGAAUAGCAGCAAAGUACAGAGUAACUUUUUUUUUUCCCCCUUUAAAUUGAUUUCAAACAUUUUUGGCAUCCUAUAGAAAAAUUUUCGCAUUAGAAAUUUUCAGACAGUUAGUGAGGAAACCUUGGAGAUCCAGGAAGCAGUUGUAAGAGAUUAAUUCUUUUUAUUGUUUAGUACAUCAUGAUACUUUUUAGUAGCGUAACAAAUAUUUUGUCUCCAGUCAGAAAUAAAUCAAUGCUGUAGACUUUACUGUAAAACAUAUCCUUGUCACUGGUCAGACACAGUUGGAAACCUCAUUUUAAAAUUUGAUGUGGCAGUGUAAGCAAAUGUAUAUUAGGUGAUGUAUUUUUAAUAUAGAUAAUUUGGUAUUUUUCUUUAUUUACUACUGAUAUGCGGGCAGUGAGUACAGCUGUAAAGACCAAGUAACGACCGUGUGUUGUGUUGUGAAUAUGUCUUGUAAGUACAGAAUGUGUAUAAGAACUUGCUGACUUCAGAUCAUUCUAUCUGUGGCAUUCAAACAGGAAACCGUUAUUUCAUGUUAAUCUGUAAAGAGAAUAUAGCUGUCUUGUUUAAAGAAAAAAGAAUUUAGUGAAACUAUAUAUUUAUGAAAGGGUUGAAAAGGGAUGUUAAGUUUUUAAAUUUCUUGUCAAUGUGAUUAUUUACUAAAGAGGUUGCUAAGUCUGUAAUUUGAAACACUGUCUCUGUAAAUGGAGCUCAACAUUCCAUGUAAAUAUUUUAUUUCUGUUCAUACGCUGAUAAAGCCAUCAGAUUUUGCAGUUUUAUUCUAAAUGGGUAUUUAAUGUGUGGGUCAUUGCAUUUGGCUUAGAGUCAUAUAGAACAAAUGAAAUGCAAGCAACAACAGCAAAAUCCCUAGGAGUCUGGAAAUGUUUAUGCAAGAGUUACAGAUGUACUGAAUCCCAGUACGGAUACACGCUCUGCUUGAACAGCUAUAAUGUAACUUUUGUCAAAUUUCACCAUUUUCCUGGUGGACUUAAACUUCUUUGUAACAUAAACUGAAAAUUGUUGAUUAAAUUAAUUGCAUGGAGAUUAUGUGAGUUGAGAAAAGGCUUUCUAUUUUUUUUAAUUACUGAAAAUCAAACUAUUUUUCAGGGGAUCUGGAAUCCAGCGGUUCUGUUUGCCUUCGCCUGUGAGACACCGAGUGCCCUUGCCAUCUCUUCCAACCAAUCCAAAGUGAGAGGGCACUCAGCAUCUCUCAGGAUCUGGCUGUUUCCAACAAGAGGGUCUUUAGUCCUUACUGAAACACUCAAUGCUGCUUCUAACCUGGGCUGUCUCAGAACAUUAGUGUACAAUAACACUCACAUAAGGGACCUGCUUUUCUCUUUAGAAAUAGAUGCUAGAAUAAUCUGCAAACUCCCUGGUAGAAACAGUUUUGGCUGUCCUGCAGGCUGUUUUUCUUGUCCUUUUGAAAUGAAUUUAAUUCCCAUUCCUGGGUCGGUGUGGUCCAGGAGGGCAUUCCGCACAGGUUGGCUACAGCAGUAACCAGUGCGGUGCUUUGUGGCGUUUACAGAGACACUGACCUGCCGGUCCUCAGCACAGCCCUGGCAGGAGUCGCCUAGAGGGAUGGCUGCCUGCCCCGUCUCCGAGCCAGGAGCUAAUUCCUGGAUUGUAACACCUGCAAAUGAAAGGGAAUCACAAAAACAUAAAUCCAACCAGCCGAGUGAAAUGUGCACAGAGGGUUUGAGGAGUGAGAAACAGUUUUAAGUUACUAGCUUGUUCUUGAAAACACACAUUAAUGCAGUGUUAGCUUAAAAAAAAUAAUAAUUGAAAAUCAAAGCCAUUGGCCUCCAUGAGGCAGGCAGAGAUGACAGUAGGUCAAGGCAGAAAAAAAUAUCUCAACCCAACAGUUUCAACAGGACAGGAGCCUGCUUACCGUGAUGGACACUGACCCCGUGUGCUGAAUUGUUCUGGGGUACCAAGGGGGGGGGGGGGGGGGGGGGGGAGGGGAUUGUUCCUUUGACUCCUAAGGAUUUGCGAAUGAAGAUGACUAAACAUGUUUCCAGUAUUCCACAUACUCCAGUUGUGCUGUGUGGUUUUUAGAGAACUGUAUGUUUUGACAGUCAAGUCCAGAUGUUUUUAUUAUGUCUUAGCUGUUUGCCAUAGUUAAACAAAUGGUAGUAUUUUUUGAUAUUGUACCAAGCUCUAUACUUGAAUUUGCCAUCAAGUCCUUGCUUUAUGUCUUAGCCGAAAUCUAAUCUUACCUUCUUAUGCAAAACAAUAAAUUAUUGAUAUAUCA